Nymphaea colorata (pocket water lily) is the source of this 1094-nucleotide messenger RNA. RefSeq lists its product as uncharacterized. The coding region runs from base 40 to 888 and encodes 282 amino acids. The record is from RefSeq and is a predicted model, not a curated record. Gene Ontology annotation, molecular function: oxidoreductase activity. NCBI's taxonomy places the organism in Eukaryota, Viridiplantae, Streptophyta, Magnoliopsida, Nymphaeales, Nymphaeaceae. The transcript is spliced from 3 exons.
CUAUCUCACUCCAUCAACAACAGAGAGAAGGAGAAGGCAAUGGGUUCGACGGAGGAGCCAUGGAAUCGGUUGGAAGGGAAGGUGGUGAUGGUGACGGGAGCAUCGUCGGGGCUCGGCCGCGAGUUCUGCCUCGACCUCGCCAAGGCCGGCUGCGACGUCGUCGCUGCCGCUCGUAGGACCACCCACCUCCAGUCCCUCUGCGACGAGAUCGCCGCCAUGCGUGACCGGCCGGGGAGCGGCGGGAGCUGUGGCAGAGCGGUGGCCGUUCAGCUGGACGUUAGCGCGGAGGAAGGCUCCGUCGAGGAGGCCGUCGGGAAGGCGUGGGCCGUCUUCGGAAGGAUCGACGUCCUCCUCAACAACGCCGGCGUCAGAGGGACCAUCUGUUCGCCCAUAGCUUUGAGCGAGAAGGAAUGGAAUGAGACGAUAAAUACAGACUUGAGGGGAACGUGGCUGGUUUCCAAGUGCGUGUGCAAGUUCAUGAUGGAGGCAAAGCAGAAGGGUUCGGUCAUUAACAUUGGAUCUAUCGCGGGUCUCGAGCGUGGCCAAUUGCCAGGCUCACUGGCAUACAGCAUUGCCAAGGCUGGAGUAAACAUCAUGACAAAGGUGAUGGCAUUGGAGCUGGGCCCAUGUAACAUUAGGUGCAAUUCCAUCUCCCCGGGCAUCUUCAAGUCUAACAUCACUGCAGGCCUGAUGAAGAAAGACUGGCUUGACAUAGUGACCCGCAAAACCGUUCCUUUGGGAGAUCAAGGCAGCAGCAACUCGGAUCCGGCGUUAACAUCUCUUAUUCGGUAUCUGAUCCACGAUUCUUCUGAAUAUGUCAAUGGCAGUAUCUUUGUUGUUGAUGCUGGAGCUACCCUGCCGGGCAUCCCCAUCUGGUCUUCACUUUGAUGCAUCUUCAGCAGCAUAUGCAGGGAGAUCAUCAAGUUAUAGUUAUAAACUUGAAGGAAACAAGUUCACAAGAAGACUUGUAAUUUUUGUCGACGGGAAGUUCCCCAUGCAGUUAUAUAUUCGUGUCCUUCCUAUUAUGGAUUGUAUAGGGAACUAAGUUUCUACACAUGUACUGUAGUUUUUUAUGUGCACCUGCUUUUUGAGAA